AUGUCAUCAUCGAUGGUAAGGACAGUCCCGGCAAUAAUAUGCGACUGCAGAAGAUUAGAGCUGCAGAAGACGCACCAGAAGUUGAUAGAGACGCUCAACGAGUUCUUGGAGUCGUUUCGCGAAAUGGAUGUCAACUGCGAUGACCGGCAGAAGCGACAGAAUAUUCUUGUCUUUCAAUUGAAUGAAUUGAAGAAACUUAAGACCCGUUUCGAUGAACGCAAAGUGUUCUUUGAUCUGAAGGACAGCCAAUUCGGUUGUCAGCGAUUCAUGAAGAGGCGGACAAUCGAUGGGAACAACAGGAGAGUGAAUAGAGGACUGAAUACGAGUGUGGAUGUGAUGACCGAAAAGCCGAUGCAUUCGUACAGAAAUAUACUGAAAGACAAGUCGACACAAGCGUUGGCCGAAAGGGAGAGACUUCUGAAGGAUUUGACGGCAUUUACGGCUCAACUCAAGAAAGAUCUCAAUCUGUCGAUACUUUUGACGGAAAGUGUCUACGAUUUCGAGACCGUAGAAGUCGUUGAUAAUCAGACAAAGAGUUGAGGUUUUUGUAGACAUUUCUUAUCAGACUUUCAUUUCAUUAAUAACUCAUUUCUCAAACAAACAUUUAUUUACUCUAUUCAUUAAAAUCUAUUCAUUAAACACUUGAAAAUACUUUUAUAUAUUAC
Oppiella nova is the source of this 665-nucleotide messenger RNA. The record is from the annotation of a GenBank genome assembly. Lineage: Eukaryota; Metazoa; Arthropoda; Arachnida; Sarcoptiformes; Oppiidae.